This is a messenger RNA of Nelumbo nucifera (sacred lotus), 2134 nucleotides long. Its product is annotated as cytochrome c biogenesis protein family. NCBI's taxonomy places the organism in Eukaryota, Viridiplantae, Streptophyta, Magnoliopsida, Proteales, Nelumbonaceae. The record is from RefSeq and is a predicted model, not a curated record.
UCGGAAAUUUUUCCGUUGUUUUAUCGUUGAUCAAUGAAUUAGUUUUACCAACGAAAGAAAGAAUCAAUAGAAAAAUAUUUGGAGGACGGUUUUGAUUGAUGAUCAUGUGGCAUUGGAUCCAUCUCAAAUCUAGAAGAGAAGCGGAAUAUUCAUCUUAUCUGUUAUCCACUAUAUUCUCUCUUCAACUGUUCGCGGUUUGCUAACGUCUUCAUUAUAUGUGCGCUGUGUCUCUCAGUCCAUGCGAGUUUCGGGUAAUAACAGUCUCUGUAAAUGGAGCCUCUAAUCCCCACCAAGACCCUGAAGCGAGUAUCACCAAAGGCCCUUCUCACCAAGUCUCCCCUUCUUCAAUCUACGUUCAAAUGUCAGCGCUUCUUCUUCAAUAGCCAUCUUCACGCUCUCCCCAAUAGGAGAAUUCCCUCUCUCAAAAUUGACUCUAAACUUAAAACUUCUCAAGAUAACAAGAAGAAACCUAUUACCCAGAAGAUAAUUCUCUCUGAAGGGGCACCGCCUCUGUCGGAGGACGUUGCUGGAAAUGAAGAAACUUCGGCCAAGUCCCAGAAUUCGUCGAGUCCAAUGCCGGUGUUGCGGUUCUUUAAGAAGAUACCAAGAAGGUUUUUAGCGCUCCUCUCUAAUUUACCCUUGGCUAUUGGAGAAAUGUUUUCCAUUGCAGCUCUUAUGGCUCUAGGGACUGUAAUUGAUCAAGGAGAAGCUCCAGAUUUCUAUUUCCAGAAGUACCCAGAAGAUAAUCCUUUGUUGGGAUUCUUCACUUGGAGAUGGGUUCUUGGACUUGGGUUUGAUCACAUGUUCUCAUCUCCUGUUUUCUUGGGGAUGUUGGUUCUCCUUGCUGCAUCACUCAUGGCCUGUACAUACACAACACAGAUUCCACUUGUUAAGGUUGCACGAAGAUGGUCUUUCUUGCACUCAGUUGAGGCUAUCCGCAAACAAGAAUAUGCAGAUUCUCUGCCUAGAGCAUCAGUUCAAGACUUGGGCAUUAUUUUAAUGGGUGCUGGUUAUGAGGUAUUCUUGAAAGGACCAUGUUUAUAUGCCUUCAAGGGGUUGGCUGGUCGAUUUGCCCCAAUUGGAGUCCAUUUAGCAAUGCUCUUGAUAAUGGCAGGAGGAACUCUCAGUGCUGCUGGAAGCUACAGAGGCUCAGUCACUGUUCCACAGGGACUGAACUUUAUUGUUGGAGAUGUGCUAAGGCCAAAUGGGUUUCUUUCUACUCCAAUGUCAUCUUUCAAUACUGAGGUUCAUAUAAACAGAUUCUACAUGGACUACUAUGACAGUGGCGAGGUGUCUCAGUUUCAUACCGAUCUUUCUCUAUUUGACCUCGAUGGGAAAGAGGUGCUGAGGAAAACAAUAAGUGUGAAUGACCCUUUGAGAUAUGGAGGUGUCACUAUAUAUCAGACUGAUUGGAGUAUUUCAGCACUUCAGAUACGCAAGGAUGAUGAAGGACCAUUCAAUUUGGCUGUGGCACCUCUUAAACUAAAUGGGGACAAGAAGCUUUUUGGGACAUUCCUACCAGUUGCAGAUUCUGAUUCUCCUAAUGUGAAGGGAAUAUCCAUGCUUGCUCGCGAUCUACAGUCAAUUGUCCUGUAUGAUCAAGAGGGGAAAUUUGCAGGAGUCCGGCGACCUAAUUCGAAACUUCCAAUUGAAAUUGAUGGGAUAAAAAUAGUAAUUGAAGAUGCCAUUGGUAGUAGUGGCCUUGAUCUGAAGACUGAUCCAGGGGUUCCAAUUGUAUAUGCUGGAUUUGGUGCCCUUAUGCUCACAACUUGCAUUAGCUAUCUAUCUCAUUCUCAGAUAUGGGCCUUACAAGACGGAACAACAGUGGUUGUUGGAGGAAAGACUAAUCGAGCUAAGGUUGAAUUUCCUGAGGAGAUGAAUCGCUUGCUUGACCGGGUUCCAGAGAUAGUAGAUUCCUCUUUAUAAUUGGAAUGAGGAGAGAGAGAGAGAGAGAGAGAGAGAAUGUUAACAGAAUCCAAAAAGAAUGACAAUGACAGUCAAUUUAAUUCUUUGUGAAUAUGUAUAUAUGCUGAUUUUUUCUAUAUGCAUGGAACCUGAAACAAUAACAUAAAGUCUAGCGCAAAUAAUUUCUCCAUAUAUUCUAUACAUAUCUGCAUUUGCAUCCACUUGUGUA